GUAGAAAAUGUCUAUAGAAAUUGUACAAAAAAGUCUAUUCAACAUUAUUGAAGCCGUUGCCGACGCCGUUACUGCUUCGCAAGCCACAAAAAGAUGUCGACUUGUUGCUGUCAGUAAAACAAAGUCUGCUGAUUUAAUAGAGGCAUGUUAUUCUCAAAAUCAGCGUCAUUUUGGAGAGAAUUACGUCCAAGAACUUGAAGAAAAAUCUGAUGUUUUGGCGUCAAAAUGUUUAGAUAUUCGUUGGCAUUUUAUCGGACAAGUGCAAUCAAAUAAAAUUGGAAAAAUUUGCAAUUCUCCUGGACUUUGGUGUGUUGAAACAGUGGAGACUGAGAAACAUGCUCGGAUUUUCGACAAGGAAUGGUCAAAACACGGAGCCAAUUUGUCACCACUACGAGUUCUCGUGCAAGUAAAUACAUCCGGAGAAGAUAAUAAAGGAGGAAUCGAGAUUGGAGAAGCACCGAAACUUGCGGAAUUCAUUCGAAAAGAAUGCCAAAACUUGAAAUUUGAUGGAUUCAUGACUAUCGGAUCGUUUGACAACAGCCACGCAAGCGGAGAAAAUCCGGAUUUCGAGAAGCUCUUCAAAGUCCGACAAACAUGGGCAGAACAAACAGGUGAAUCUGCGGAUUCAGUAGAACUCUCAAUGGGAAUGUCCGAUGAUUUCCUUCAAGCAAUUCAUCAAGGUGCAACAAGUGUUCGAGUGGGAAGCAAGCUGUUCGGAGCCAGAGAAUACAAAAAUAAAUAGAUUUACAUUCCAUUUUUUAGUUUGUUAUUUUUUUAGUAUUUAAAGAAAAUUCACUAUUC
Molecule: messenger RNA, 801 nt
Organism: Caenorhabditis elegans
Lineage: Eukaryota; Metazoa; Nematoda; Chromadorea; Rhabditida; Rhabditidae
Gene: F09E5.8
Product: Pyridoxal phosphate homeostasis protein
Exons: 7
Coding region: 8-742 (244 amino acids)
Molecular function (GO): pyridoxal phosphate binding
Source: RefSeq, marked reviewed